[Torrubiella] hemipterigena is the source of this 1185-nucleotide messenger RNA. NCBI's taxonomy places the organism in Eukaryota, Fungi, Ascomycota, Sordariomycetes, Hypocreales, Clavicipitaceae. The record is from the annotation of a GenBank genome assembly.
AUGACGGCUGUAAAGUUGCCCUUCCACGCAGACCAUAUCGGCUCUUUGAUCCGGCCGGCCAGCCUUGCUGCAGCCCAGGAUCAGGUUGACAAGGGCCAGCUCUCACAGGAAGAGCUACAGCUUGUCCAGCGCGAAACAAUUGCCGACAUUGUGAGAAAACAGCAGCUGAAUGGCGUCAAAUGCAUAUCAUCGGGCGAAUUCGAUCGCAAGUACUACUUUUCCGGAUUCUUUGAGAAACUGGGCGGCUUCCGCGAAGUGAGCCCAGUGCCGUGGGAUCUUGCUCGCAUCUCUGCGCCGCCGGUUGCCGCUCUCAAGAAAGUAGGCAAGCAAUAUCCUAUGGCAGCAGUCUGCGAUGGAAAUAUAACCUACGACGAGAGUCCGUAUCUCGGCAAUUGGACUAUGCUUCGAGACAGCGUCCCGAAGGACCAGUGGACGGAUUGCAAGUUUACAAUGCCGCCGCCGUGCUACUUCCAUCUUCGUCUUGCUCCAGGGAAAUGCUACAGCUCUGCUGCUUAUGAAAAUGAUGAUGUCUUCUUUGAUGACCUCUCAAAGGCGUAUCGCAAGGAGGUGCAGACGCUCUACGAUGCCGGCUUGCGCAAUCUGCAAAUUGACGACCCUACGCUGGCAUACUUUUGCUCCGAUGCGAUGAUUGAGUCUCUAAAGAAUGACGGCAUAGAUCCUGAAGCACUGUUUUCUCAGUACAUUAAGGCACACAAUGAUUGCAUUGCUGGGAAGCCAGCUGAUAUGCACGUUGGGCUGCAUAUUUGCCGCGGGAACUUUGCCAAGUCGAUGCAUUUCAGCGAGGGUUCGUACGAGCGGAUAGCAGAACGCUUCUUUACCACGCUCAACUAUGAUACAUUCUUGUUAGAAUAUGACAACGAGAGGUCUGGGGGCUUUGAACCACUGCGGUUUCUCCCCAAGGGCAAGAAUGUGGUACUAGGCGUAGUGACGACCAAGGAACCUGAGCUUGAAGACUCAGAGCUUUUGAAAGCAAAGAUUAGAGAGGCUGCAGGCAUAAUCGCAGCAGGACAAGGCUGUAGCGUAGAAGAGGCUAUGCAGAGUAUCGGUAUCAGCCCGCAGUGCGGAUUUGCCAGCGUGGCUGUGGGUGCUGAUGGCAUGACAGAGGAGAAGAUGUUUGCCAAGCUGGCACUGGUUCGAGAUGUUGCCAAGGAACUGUGGCCGUAG